CUUUACACCAACGAAGAAGAAGACGUCAACAGGAAGUCGGAGCUCCAGUCGCUAAAGGUCCCCAACAUGGCAGGCAGACGGGCACUGAAGGCUGUGCUCAUCGACCUGAGUGGAACUCUCCAUGUGGAGGACACAGCGGUGCCCGGGGCGCAGGACGCCCUCAACAGGUUGCGGCAGGCGUCUGUAGCCGUGAAGUUUGUGACUAACACGACGAAGGAGAGUAAGAGGAACUUACUGGAACGACUACACCGUCUCAACUUUGACCUCCAGGAAAAGGAGAUCUUCACUUCGCUGAGUGCAGCGAGGAGUUUGUUGGAGCAGGAGCAACUCAGGCCGCUGCUGCUGGUGGAGGACGGCGCACUGGAAGACUUCACUGGUGUUGAAACCUCAGAGCCAAACGCCGUCGUCGUGGGACUCGCUCCCGAUCACUUCAACUACCAAACACUCAACACGGCUUUCAGGAUGAUUCUGGAUGGAGCUCCUCUCAUUGCCAUCCAUAAGGCUCGCUACUACAGAUGUAAGGAUGGUUUGGCCCUUGGCCCCGGGCCCUUUGUGACGGGACUCGAGUACGCCGCAGACUGUCAAGCUACUGUGGUGGGGAAACCGGAAAAGGCUUUUUUUACUCAGGCUCUGUCUGAUUUGGGAUGCAGCCCCAAUGAAGCUGUCAUGAUAGGCGAUGAUGCCAGAGAUGAUGUGGGCGGGGCUCAGAACGCAGGCAUGUUGGGAAUUCUGGUCAGAACCGGUAAAUACAGAGGAGGAGAUGAGAGAAAAAUCAACCCUCCUCCCCACCUGACAUGUGACAGUUUCCCAGAAGCUGUUGACCACAUCCUGAAGAACUUGUUAUGAGCUGGAAGGAACAACAGAGCUUCACGUUUUCAUUUUCCACGUCCAGAGUGUCAAAGUAAAGCAUGUGUUUGCGAAUUACCAACCAUCUUUUGCAACAAUAACACAUGUUUUGUCACCAUGUCAUGAUGUAUGUAUAUAAGUUUGACUAAAACGAUGUCCAGCUGGUAUUGAAUAUAAUUUAUUCGUGUUCAUUAAUUCUGGAGAGAAUUAAUAGUAGCAGCGGCCCAGAAUAUCAUGUUUUUGGAUUUCUUUCAGGAUACCAACAUUAUAGUGUAUUUAUCAUUUUAAUACAGAAUAGCGAGUCAUACAAAUGUCAUACAAAUCAUUAAAUAUGUGUCGUAGGAUAGCCACAAAUAUAUAAGUAAUAGAAUGAAUGAGUAAAACACGUCAUUAGUACGCCAUACAAAUGUCAUUGUAGUACUGUAUGUAAAUAAAAAUAUCACACAAAAUUG
Cyclopterus lumpus (lumpfish) is the source of this 1298-nucleotide messenger RNA. It is a transcript of the gene hdhd2, whose product is annotated as haloacid dehalogenase-like hydrolase domain containing 2. Gene Ontology annotation, biological process: dephosphorylation. Gene Ontology annotation, molecular function: phosphatase activity. The record is from RefSeq and is a predicted model, not a curated record. The transcript has 9 exons. NCBI's taxonomy places the organism in Eukaryota, Metazoa, Chordata, Actinopteri, Perciformes, Cyclopteridae. Bases 67 to 846 code for a protein of 259 amino acids.